GAAGAUAAAGGUGGGGAAGUUAGCGAGGCGGCUACAACAGCACGAACCAAAGGGGAAAGUAAUCUCAAAGACAACAUUAAAAAUGUUGAGAGAAUUGUUGAAGGAGCGACUAUUGGCGGCGGCCGAUGAAAUAUUGGCGCUGUUUGAAAGAACGGUAGCGUCGUACGAGGACGAACUUUCUCGAACAAGAGAAGAGAACGAGCGAUUACGUCAACAACUUGAAGCUCUUAGCAAGACUCAAAUUGUGCUACACGUUGAAGGCGUCCAGCAGCUGAUUGGUCGUCAAGAGGAACGUCCCCAUCAACCCCAGGGGGGGAGUCCCACUUUGAAACAGGAGGAUCCCCAGCUCCCCCACGUUAAAGAGGAAGAGGAGCAACUCUGGGUCACUCAGGAGUGUCUUCUUGGGCUGGGGGAGGUUGUGAAGGCUGAAGACCAUGAAGACAAACCACUUGAGUCCUCACAACUUCAUCACAGUCCAAGUGAGGAGAACAAAGGGGCGGAGCCUCCAAGCAGCAGCUCACCACAGCACACGACAACAGAAGCUGAAGGAGACCACUGUGGAGGAUCACAAGCAGGCAACCUCUUAGCUCCGAGUGACCACACAACGUCCAACUCUCCUGAGGAUGAAGACAGGGACCACACCCAAAAAGCUUUGAGCAGUGAUGCAGACUGUGAAGACGUCCAGCAACGGCUUGGUCGUCAAAAAGAACGUCCCCAUCAGCCGCAAGGGGGGAGCUCCUCUUCGAAGCGGGAGUAUCCCCAGCCCCUCCACAUUAAAGAGGAAGACGAUCCCCAGCCCCCCCGUGUCAAAGAGGAAGCGGAGGAACUGUGGGUCACUCAGGAGUGUCUUCCAGGGCCGGAGGAGGCCGAUCUCACCAAGUUGCCACUGACUGUCGUGUCUGUGAAGACUGAAGACCAUGAAGACAAACCACCCGAGUCCUCACCAAUUCAUCACAGUCCGAGCGAGGAGCCUCCGAGCAGCAGCAGCCCACCGCCACAGCACACGACAACAGAAGCCGAUGGAGUUAACCGCUUUGCUCCGCUACCGGAUUGUGAGGCUGAAGACACCCGAGAAGCUUCGAGCAGCGAUACAGACUUUGAAGGCGAUACAAGGACUCGCACUGCCAACAAACACUCUGAAUGCUCUCAAAAGAAGGCGGGUAAAAAACGUUUGACUUGCUCCGUUUGUGCAAAAAGCUUUUGUGAUAAGUGUGACUUGAGGCGACACAUGAGGACACACACGGGAGAAAAACCUUUCGCUUGCUCGGUUUGCGGCAAAAGAUUCUCUGACAAGUCAAACAUGGUCAAACACACGAGGACGCACACAGGAGAGAAACCGUUCACUUGCUCAGUGUGCGGCGAUAAAUUUGUGCAGAGUUCCACUUUGAACACCCACAUGAGGACGCACACGGGAGAAAAACCUUUCUGUUGCUCGUUUUGCGGUAAAAGCUUCUCGUGCAAGAGUAACAUGAACGUUCACAUGAGAACACACAGAGUGGAGAAGCCUUUUAGUUGCUCGAUGUACCUCACUGAGAUCAAAAAUCUCUUUCACGACGAGUGAGCCGGCCAAGACGGCAGCAUAUCAUAAAGUUUCUGACGAGACAUUCCCAACAUACGACCGUCAGUGCAUUUUUUUGGAGAGAGCAGUAUGUACAGUACGUGGGGAGGCAAGGUAGGAGCCCAAGAAUAUAUUCAGGGCGUGGGCCAAUAAAAUGUUACCGCUUUUUCAUCAUGCACAUGUUUUCGAAAUGAGGACUUGUUCAAAAAUUAUAUCCCCACAUUCAAAAAUUGAAAAAUUGUAUCCCCACAAAAAGGUAUCCCCAUGUGGGGAUACCUGAAGGAGAGAGUGUACUGCAACAACCCACAGACCAUUGAGGCCCUGAAGACCAACAUCCGUCAGGAAUUUUGGAGAAUCCCUCUUGAGGUGUGUGGCAAUGUCUUCACAAACUUCAAUGUGCGUGUUGCAGCUGUAAUCCACAGAAGAAGAGCGUGGAUUGUCAUCAGUGAUGUCAUCAAUUAUUGAACUGAGUAGAAAACAAGAGACAGAGUGGGAAACCUUUGGUAUCAAAUGUUAAUUUAAUGUUUCUGUAAAUACCAUUUUUGAAUAAGUGGUCACAUUUCAUUGGUCCACCCUGUAUAAAUGAAAGUCAACCAAUGAGUCCUCCUGUGGACGUACAGGGAUAGGAACUUUGCUGCAGCGUCCAAUGCAUGAUGGUCAACGCCACUUCCGCAGCCCGUCAUCAAGCGUGAAGCAGAGUGGUAAACAGUGUCGAGCUUCUUUUUUUUUUUUUUUAAAGAUGCAUUCAUUAAAAGGCAAAGGUGAGAAAGCAGCAGUUUAAGUAGGAUUUAUUUCUGAAAAAGUUGUAGCUUCAGUUUGCGUACAAGAUGCUUGAUAUGUUGCUUUGAAGGACAAAUUUCCAUCGCUAACAAAGCCUAAGUACUUGUACGAUGAGUACGUCACACCCUUUUUUAUUCUAGGGAGCUGGACAUUCUUCAAGGUGGCUGCAUUUCACGUUUUCCAGUUCCAACUUUUAGCUUUGAGUUCAGCAGGGUUGGAUUUACCACAAGACAAACACGGGCAAUUGCAAAAUCUCGGGGCCCCCAAGCCUCCUCUAAAAAGUUAUUCUUUUUUUUACACUGCAAAAACAGCCAUACUUGAAAGAAGCCCAAAUGAUCCUAAAAUGAGACAGUAACUUUUAUUAUUUCAAGCAAGACAUUCUGCCAGUUUGCUUGGCUAGACUUCUUACAACUAGAAUAUUUUUCUUGUGACUUUUAAGAACAUAAUGAGUCCUAGCAAGUUGUUCUUCAUCACAUAGCUAGACUGAAGUCAAAUGUUCUCAUCACAAACUAAGAAGUAAGCCAAAUGCUCUUGUGAGAUUCUUAAAUUGAGAUAAAAUGUGCUUUUAUGAGGCAAGAUUUAAGCUAAAUGUUUUGACAUGUUCUCGAUGAAGGAGUAUUCUUCUAUUUUCUUCCAAUUUCUAGAGUCCAGUUAACCAAGGUUGCCUGAUUGUGGCGCUAACACACUAACCACUCGGCCGCCAUGCAGCUAACAUCUUUGCUUGUCGGCAUGUUAGUUAUGUUGCUUACUUCUUUUCAACAAGCAAAUGAUAUGGAUGGAACUUUUAUUUUUAAAAGAGUGUGAUUGUAUCUAAGAUUCACUUUAUUUAGGAAAACCUGCUGUCAUAAACACUAUCAGAAUUCUUUUUAGGCAUGAUUUGCAUGUCAGUUGACUCGUUUUUACGUUUAUAAACUAGAUAAAAAGAGAGUCAUAUUUUCUUGAAUCAAGUGUUAAGAAUUUGACACAUUUACACAGACUUUGUAACUAGAUUUAAUGUCAUAAAUCUUGGUACGCUCUAUGAAAUUUGCUGCGCAGCCUUCACAUUGGUCCCAAAUCAGCAAAUCUUUACAUCUAUUUUCCGUGUGUCAGUCUAUUCUUAAAUUUUGAAAGUUUAGAAACCAGUUUUAUUCUUAAUUUAAAACAAAUUCUUAAUCUGUUGCUGAAGAAUAAUCAAACCCUGCAAAAAAUGUUAAAAAAUGUCUAUAGAAAGAUUUUGAUCAGAAUAACUUGUUCUAUAGCAUUUAAAUUAAGUUUUAGCUUGUUAUAAGAAAAAAAACUAAUUUGUGGCAAAAAAAUAUCUUCAUAAGAAUUAGCUAGCUACACAUUCUUAAUAUAAGAUUAUUUUUCAAUAAUCUUAUAUAAUGCAAUUAUAAGUGAAAAUUGCUAGGCAAGAUAUUUUUUCUUUUUAGGGAAAAAAUAAGAAAUGGUUGCAUAAAAUGGGAAUUUUUUACUUUUUGAAAUUGAGUUUUUGCAGUGUAAACUUUGAUUUAAGGUACGUAUUACUGUUUCAGUCUUCACUCACGUACUUAAAACGAUUGAUUCAGGAAUACGGGAGCAAAACCAACUUGUUGGCGGCGCAGUUUGGGGGGGAAAAAAGGAAGCAGAGUUAGCCCAGUGAAGAGGACAAGGCGAGAGGAAAACAAAACUACCUUUUUCACGGUCACAACAAACGUUGACACGUGACGGCGGUGCUGUCUUUGUCGGCCGCGGAGAAUGCGGUAGUUCUAGAGAUGAAGGUGAGACUGACGCUUUUCACCACAAAGAUGUGCGUAUUAAAGCGCUAAACAACAUUAAAUGUUGCUUAAUGUUCUUAUCAAUUCCAGUAAAACUCCCCAGCUAGCAGUGCAAGGAUGUGGAGGGCCCCAGUGACAUCAAAAUGUGGCCUAUUCGAUGUUACUGCGCAUGUGCAGAUUGAUUCAGGAAGGCGGUAGAAAACAAGCUUGUUGCCGCACUUUGGGGAAAAGAAUGAAGUGGAGUCACCGCAGUGGAGCUGAGUGUCUUGCUUGCAAUUUUUGAAAAUUGAAAAUGAAAAAAGGCGCUCGACACAUUUUGCCAAAGAUUGUUCACACAAGAGGAAAAUAGCAACAGACCUAGAACAGAACCUUGGGGUACUCCUUUAGUUACGAAAAGGAAAGAGGAAGACGGACUGUAAGCACUGAGUUUAGAUCAUUAGAAAAGCAGUGUUGAAGGCUUGAGACGAUCAUGUUUUCCUGUCCAGUUCGUGUUAAGAGAUUGUCAAACCAUCGAAGUGCAAUGUCACACGUGCAAAGUCACCUGGAGAGUGAUGAUCUGCCGUGCGCGUGGUACCAGAUUCCCUCAUGACUUAAGAGCAGACAGACAACUUCAAAUAACCUCUGAGGUAAAUAAGAAAUGUUGACUUUCUAACAACCUCAGAAAGGUUGAGGACAACAUGGAUGGAACGCUUCUUGUGGACUGCAGAAGUGUUCAUCAGUGAUU
This is a messenger RNA of Dunckerocampus dactyliophorus (ringed pipefish), 4795 nucleotides long. Its product is annotated as oocyte zinc finger protein XlCOF8.4-like. The record is from RefSeq and is a predicted model, not a curated record. Gene Ontology annotation, molecular function: RNA polymerase II cis-regulatory region sequence-specific DNA binding; DNA-binding transcription factor activity, RNA polymerase II-specific. The transcript is spliced from 4 exons. NCBI's taxonomy places the organism in Eukaryota, Metazoa, Chordata, Actinopteri, Syngnathiformes, Syngnathidae. Gene Ontology annotation, biological process: regulation of transcription by RNA polymerase II. Bases 83 to 1561 code for a protein of 492 amino acids. Gene Ontology annotation, cellular component: PcG protein complex; transcription regulator complex.